Messenger RNA from Crotalus tigris (Tiger rattlesnake), 5255 nucleotides. It is a transcript of the gene EZH1, whose product is annotated as enhancer of zeste 1 polycomb repressive complex 2 subunit. The transcript has 21 exons. NCBI's taxonomy places the organism in Eukaryota, Metazoa, Chordata, Lepidosauria, Squamata, Viperidae. Bases 95 to 2575 code for a protein of 826 amino acids. Gene Ontology annotation, biological process: chromatin remodeling. Gene Ontology annotation, molecular function: protein binding; histone H3K27 methyltransferase activity. The record is from RefSeq and is a predicted model, not a curated record.
AUGGAUCUCUGCGACAACGGAGGCGUCGCUUUGCGGAAGAGGGCAGCGUCGGGAAGGAGGUGGAGGAGGGCGAGUACGAUGCGGCGUGUGACGCAUGCGUGUUCAGAAAGGGGGUUCUGCGUUUUCUGUAGGUCACCUGUGUACGAUGUCUAAGGAGAAAGUAGAAAUUCCAGGUCCACCCACAUCAAAAUGCAUUCUGUAUUGGAAAAGAAAGGUCAAGUCAGAAUACAUGCGUCUUCGACAACUCAAAAGACUUCAGGCAAACAUGGGAGCUAAGGGAUUCUACAGGAGAAAUAUGCAGCAACAUCUUCCAUCUGUUUCUGAGGGAGAGGGGAAAACCUUUAUUUGGGGAUACCUGGAAUUCCCCUCAACCCUUAAGUUUCACCAGAGUAGUGGGCAGUGGUGUUUCCAGCACAGAGGCGAGGCAAAUUCCUCUGGCCUAACAGAGAAUUUAUUUGUGUCUAACUUCACAAAGAUUCAGGAAAAGAUAAACAUCCUAAACGAUGACUGGAAGAAGCUUAGAAUUCAGCCUAUUCAGUCUAUGAAGCUGGUUGGAGGAAACCCUUUUCUCAAACAGUGCACAGUUGAGAGCAGCUUCCCCACUUUGAGCACCCAGACUUUGUUCAUGCGAACUCUAAACACUGUAGCCUUGGUGCCUAUCAUGUAUUCCUGGUCUCCACUCCAGCAGAACUUCAUGGUGGAGGAUGAAACUGUGUUGUGCAACAUCCCUUACAUGGGAGAUGAAGUAAAAGAAGAGGACGAAACCUUCAUCGAGGAGCUCAUUAAUAACUAUGAUGGCAAAGUCCAUGGAGAAGAAGAAUUGCUCCCAGGUUCUGUUCUGAUCAGUGAUGCUGUUUUUCUGGAGUUGGUAGAUGCAUUAAACCAAUAUUCUGAGGAAGAAGACGAAGGACACGAUACAGUAGAAGGCAAACUAGAAGCUUUGAAGGAAGACCUGCCUGUCACACGGAAGAGGAAACGACUUACAAUGGAAAGUAACAAGAAAAGUUCAAAGAAGCACUUUCCAAAUGACAUGAUCUUUACAGCUCUUUCAUCAAUGUUUCCUGAGAAUGGCUAUCCAGAAGACAUGAAAGAAAGAUAUAGGGAGCUGACAGAAGAAUCCGACAUGAAUGUGCUUCCACCCCAGUGCACACCAAAUAUAGACGGGCCGAAUGCCAAAUCUGUUCAGCGUGAACAGGCUCUGCAUUCCUUUCACACACUUUUUUGCAGGCGGUGUUUCAAGUAUGACUGUUUCCUCCAUCCUUUUCAUGCAACUCCAAAUGUUUAUAAGCGGAAAAAUGUGGAGACCAAAAUUGAGACGGAGCCUUGUGGAUCAGACUGCUUUUUGUGGUUGGAGGGAGCCAAAGAAUUUGCCAUGAUGCAUAACCCUCGGUCAAAAUAUGCUGGACGGCGUCGACGCAGGAACCCCAAUCUCAGUGCCACUGCCUCCACCAGUGCUGCAGCCUCUACAAGUGCUGAAGCAAAAGAAGGUGAUAGUGACAGAGAUACAGGCAAUGACUGGGCAUCCAGUUCCUCAGAGGCAAACUCACGUUGCCAAACUCCAACCAAGCCAAAGCUGAGUCCAUCAUCUUCUCAACCCUUCAUGUCUGAUGUGCCUCUGGAGCCUGUAGAGUGGACAGGGGCAGAGGAGACUCUCUUCCGUGUUUUCCAUGGAACUUACUUCAAUAACUUCUGCUCUAUUGCUCGGCUUCUGGGAACCAAGACAUGCAAGCAGGUCUUUCAGUUUGCUGUAAAGGAAUCCUUGAUAACAAAGCUACCAGUUAAUGAGCUCCUGAAUCCCUCCCAGAAGAAAAAGAGGAAGCACAGGCUCUGGGCUGCUCACUGCAGGAAGAUCCAGCUUAAGAAAGACAAUUCAUCAACUCAAGUGUUCAACUACCAACCCUGUGACCAUCCAGACCAUCCUUGUGACAGCUCCUGUCCUUGCAUUAUGACACAGAAUUUCUGUGAGAAAUUCUGCCAAUGCAAUCCUGAUUGCCAGAACCGGUUCCCUGGCUGCCGUUGCAAGACUCAGUGCAACACUAAGCAGUGCCCCUGCUAUCUGGCUGUGCGGGAAUGUGAUCCAGACCUCUGCCUGACCUGUGGGGCAUCAGAGCACUGGGACUCCAAGGUGGUUUCCUGCAAGAACUGCAGCAUCCAGCGGGGCCUCAAGAAGCACUUGCUGCUGGCCCCAUCAGAUGUUGCUGGAUGGGGAACUUUCAUUAAGGAAUCUGUGCAGAAGAAUGAAUUUAUCUCUGAGUACUGUGGGGAGCUUAUCUCUCAAGAUGAGGCUGACCGACGUGGCAAGGUGUAUGACAAGUAUAUGUCCAGCUUCCUCUUCAACCUCAAUAAUGAUUUCGUUGUUGAUGCCACACGCAAAGGCAACAAAAUCCGCUUUGCAAAUCACUCCGUCAAUCCUAACUGUUAUGCCAAAGUGGUGAUGGUGAAUGGAGAUCACCGCAUCGGGAUCUUUGCCAAGAGAGCAAUUCAGGCAGGUGAAGAGCUCUUUUUUGAUUACAGGUAUAGCCAAGCAGAUGCCCUCAAAUAUGUCGGCAUUGAAAGAGAAACAGAUGACAUCUGAUUGAAAUUACUGGCCCUCAGUGUUCGCAGCCAGUAUCACUGCAUCCUAUUCAUGCUGCUUUCUUUGUUGCUAUAUAUAUAAGGGUUUCAUUGCACCUGGAUUCCUCUUUAGAGAAAGGAAAGAUCCAGCUUUUUCUAUGGACUUGAGAUUCUGAUUCCAAGGCCACUUGACUGGCAGCUAGUGACACCAUGAAGAGUUCUGCUGAAUUACUAUUAGGAGGAAGAUGAGGAGGCUCUGAAAAGGCAAAGUGGUUUAAGACCCUUUUAUAUGCUGAAGCUUGUAAAUGGAUUUGAUUCAUCGGUUAAAAAAUUAUUUGAGCUGAAGAAUGUAUUUCUUUGCUCUGGCUGCAGGCAAAUUUAGAGCAGAGAUUAUCUCAACACAAAUGUCACUUGCAAAGAAAAUCAUAAAGUAUUAUACAGAGGCCAAGGGAGGGGAUUAAUUCAUUUUUAUUAAUUAAUUCCUGAUGAGUUAACAUUUGUUCCCAAACCUCUAUAGUUCCUUUCCUUCAGUUAGUGACUUGUUACAACACUCUCUAAUCCUAUUCUCUUUCCCUCUUGGGUUUCAUACUACACUUUCAGCAGUGAAUUAUUAUUUUUUCUUAGUUAGUUUAAGGACUCACAUAUUUGGUUUUGUUCUUCUCUUAAAACAUUAAAUGUUUUUUUAAAGCCACAAGAGGUAUUCUUGAUACACAUAUGAAAACAGAACAAUUGGGUGACGCAGCAGAGUAUAAUAGUCUUUUAAAGAGCAAUUAAUUUGUCACCCACUUUUAAAAUCUAUUCCCCCCCCCCAUAUAUGUCCAAAACAAUCAAUUAGCAUGCACUUUAGAAUUAUUUGCUCCAUGAAGACAAGGAAUUGGGCUCCCUGUGGGUUUAUAAGAAGUGAAAAUAGAUUCAACUUCCAUUGUAUGGAUUACUGUAGAAACCAGAAACUGACUUUCUCAUAAGUUGAUACAUGACAGCUACAAAUCAAUCAUAAAACUGGCUUAUUAUACUGAUAAAAUGUGUUUAUUGGUGCCAGCAAUAGUUUGAAUUUACUACAUGGGUAAGUCUCCUUGUGUGACAUAGUAACAUCAAUGUCAGCCUUGGAGAAGACAGAAAUGUAGUUUAUGGAACUUGGCAAUGUGUGUGUAGAAUGAGAUAUACACAAACAUGUAUUAGCUACGCAAAUAGCAUUAUUUGGCCUAAGAGUAUUCAGUUGCUUCUGAUCACGCCAGCCAUGUAAUUGUGAAAGUGUUAGCACUUCUGCACAAACAUUCCAUCUGUUCAUUUCCUGGGCUGAAAGUGAGCCUGGAACAAAUGAAACAAUGCUAAAUAGUAUAGUUGAGCAUAUGUAGAGUGCCUUUACUGCUGGCUAAGCACAGCCUGCUGUCUACAAUAAGGGAAAGAGUAUAUAAAUGUGGGGGGACAUAGUGUUCGUGGUCUCUUAGAAAUCAAGGAAUUCGGUGGCAGCAGCAAGCCCUCCACUACCCUAUUUACUACUGCUUCACCUUUUCUAGCUGCUUAAUAAUUGUGAGAAAAAUAUCUGCUUAAUGUAAUUUGUAUCUAAUAUGAGUGAAAUUUAAUUAUUUAGAGCUAAAUAAUAUAGUGAAAUUAAUUUCAGCGUGAGAAAAGAAUGCCAUGUAAUUACUAGAUUUAGUUUGCUUUUUUUUAAGCCAUUUUUUGUCACUUGCAGCUUAUAGUAGAAUGCAUUCCUGAGAUGCAAUUUAAAGUUGGAAUGCUGCAUUACUUUUUUUGGGAGAGCUGUCAGCCUGCUUUCUCAAAAAGCAUCCUUAAGCACCUGGUUGAGUUAGAAAUGUUAAGUCUUCUCAAGGGAAGAAGACAUUGCUGUAAGAGACAUUAAUUUCUGGGAGAAAAUAGUUUGAGGGACAAUAUGAAAAAUGGUAGUGGACCUUUUGUUCAAUUAAGUGUUAUGUUCUUAGUUUGUUUUUUUUUUGAAUUGGGAAAAGGGAAAAGCCAAGGUGCCUAGUCUUUAGCUACUGCAGUCAUAGCACAGUGAUGCAGCUUAACUGCCUCUGGCAAAGUUGUAACCAGGCUUAUUGCUUAGCUGUUGUCUAGCAUCCAUACAGUGUAGAUAUAAGAAGGAAAAGGAGUCUCAUGCAUGCAGACCUGACUACUACCUGCAGACUAAUAGAUAGUACCAAUAGUGCAAGAAGGGCUAUCACCGCUUAAUUUGGGCAGUGAGUUUCAUGACUGAUCAACCAACUUUCUGAAAGGUAUCCAUUGCAGAAAUGGUUGGUCUUAAAAGUGAUGCAGUUUAAUAUUUUUGUCAGGAGCUAGACCCGCAAUACUAUAGUUGGUGUUGUGUAUGAUUGCCUGUGUUUGCAUCUUGACUCACAAAAGUAUUGGUUGGUCUUUCAGCUGAUGGGAUGUUUAGACUUCACCUCGGUACUGCAUAGUAUUUUAUAACACAAACAUAUAUUGCUUAGUACUUCUCAUAUACUGCAGCUAUCGAAGAUGCCAGUUACUUAUAUAGCAGCAAAAACAUUUAUGCUUCCCCCACUUUAUACUUCAUUGAACUGCUUUUCUUCUAGGCAUGGUGGUUCAGGAGCCAGCGGCUGCAUGGCACCUCCAUCUUCUGAUUGCUUAUGACUCUUAGCUUUGCUGCUGGUAACUUAUGUGCACUUUAUAUUAUCGCUUGUAAAAGUUUGUCUUAAUAAAGGUGUAGUGAUAGCUAAAUAAAA